GCCAUGUUCGGACAUGCCGAAUCCGGCGACACGACUGCGAAGGCCGACCUCGUUCUCAGGUUGAGUGUCAUCAACGCCCAGCUGAUGAGGAUGGUCUUUGCCAUCGUCACCAUGAGCUUUGCGAUUCCUGUCUCUGGCGAGGCCUACCAGGUGCUCGAGGCUUUCAAGGCCAGCUACAUUGCGAGGGCGAAGGGCAAGAAGGGCCACGGCAGAGAGAACAUCGACGCAUUCAUCAGUGGCCACGGCGUGGAGACCAAGCGCGCAUGGCGGGACAUCCAUGCGUGCCGGACCGAGGAAAUGUUCGAUUCGUCCAUGAAGCGGCUGUAUGUCCAGGCGCCUGCCCAGAUGCUCGAGAUCGUAGUUGAUUUUCUUGUUGACAAGUUCAGCGCCGUGGAGCACGCUGGCCAGCGGCCGGCUGG
Molecule: messenger RNA, 419 nt
Organism: Prorocentrum cordatum
Lineage: Eukaryota; Dinophyceae; Prorocentrales; Prorocentraceae
Source: the annotation of a GenBank genome assembly